AUGUCAUCUUCCAAGAGACUCACGAUCCUAAUAACUGGUUGCUCACCAGGCGGAAUGGGUUCGGCUUUAGCUAUCGCCUUCCACGACGCCGGACACCACGUGUUUGCAUCGGCGAGGAAUCCGUCUAAGCUGACGUCACUCGCCGCGCAAGGUAUCGAGACUCUAACCUUGGAUAUUACCUCUUCAUCUGACAUUGCGUCCGCUGUGUCCUCUUUAUCGUCUUCUUUACCGGAAGGCAAAGGCCUAGACAUGCUCAUCAACAACGCUGCAGGCAGCUAUACGAUGCCCAUUGCGGACGCGUCGCUGGACGCCGCAAAGAAACUCUUCGAUCUGAACGUCUGGUCACAGAUCGCAGUCACACAAGCUUUCUUACCAUUACUGCUCAAGUCCACGACGGGUGGUCGCCCAAACCAAGCCAUGAUCGUGAACCACACUUCGGUCGGGUCCAUGGCGGCGCUCCCGUUCCAAGGUGUCUACAACUCUUCCAAGGCGGCGCUCGCCAUGCUCUCGGAAACAAUGCGCUUAGAGCUGGCUCCCUUUGGGAUCCGAGUCGUCGAUCUCAAGACGGCGGGCGUGCGCACAAACAUGAUCUUCAACAACAACGUCAACAAAAGUGCCGACCCCAGCGCCAGGCGGCUGCCGGAAGGUUCAAUAUAUGCACCGGCGCGCGAAAUCGUGGAGUCCGCCAUGAGCCAAAAAGAUCUUAGCGAGAGAGGUAUCACAGCGGAACAGUGGGCCAAUGAGGUAUCGGCACUGCUUCUGGGGAAGAGCCCACCGGCUGUUAUCUGGAGGGGUGAGAGCGCGCUAAUGGCUCGGGUUGCCGUCGGGUUGCCGUGUUCUGGCUUGUUUGAGGGUAUGAUAAAGAAGAUAACCAAAUUGGACGUUGUAGAGGAGAUCAUCAAAGAGAGUAGGAAGUAA
Molecule: messenger RNA, 918 nt
Organism: Truncatella angustata
Lineage: Eukaryota; Fungi; Ascomycota; Sordariomycetes; Amphisphaeriales; Sporocadaceae
Exons: 1
Coding region: 1-918 (305 amino acids)
Biological process (GO): phosphatidic acid biosynthetic process; triglyceride catabolic process
Cellular component (GO): endoplasmic reticulum; lipid droplet
Molecular function (GO): triacylglycerol lipase activity; acylglycerone-phosphate reductase (NADP+) activity
Source: RefSeq, a predicted model, not a curated record